This is a messenger RNA of Lycium barbarum (goji berry), 2350 nucleotides long. RefSeq names its product sulfhydryl oxidase 2-like. Gene Ontology annotation, biological process: protein folding. Gene Ontology annotation, molecular function: protein disulfide isomerase activity; flavin-dependent sulfhydryl oxidase activity. The transcript has 11 exons. The record is from RefSeq and is a predicted model, not a curated record. Lineage: Eukaryota; Viridiplantae; Streptophyta; Magnoliopsida; Solanales; Solanaceae. Gene Ontology annotation, cellular component: Golgi membrane. The coding region runs from base 270 to 1823 and encodes 517 amino acids.
ACCACCCCGGGACUGUGUAAAAUGGCAGACAGGGAUUAAGAAGCCUAGGGAAAACAAAUCAAAACCAAUUUCAAACAGGGCAAAAGGACAGUACUAAGUUAGGUAACCUGUCCCUCUGUUCUAACUAAAUCUUAAAAAAACCAUUUCUUUAACCCAAAUUACCAAAGUCAGAUCCAAGAUUUCUCAAAUCUCUUCCCUAUAAACCUCUAAAAACUCAUAUUUGACCAUUUCUACAUACACCCUUUUCAGUUUUACUGAAUCUUGGUCUCAUGUCUUGUUCAAUAUUUAUGCUCUUAUUGGCUCUAUUAUUUAUUUCAACCUUGCAACAAUCUACUGGAUCUCAACGUGGUAUUCUUCGUGUGAUUAGUAGUAAACAAGAUGGUGAAAAACCUGAUUUUGCUGUUGAAUUAAAUGCAACCAACUUUGAUUCAGUGCUUAAAGAUACACCUGCCCCUUAUGCCAUUGUUGAAUUCUUUGCACACUGGUGCCCUGCUUGCAGAAAUUAUAAGCCACAAUAUGAAAAGGUUGCAAGACUCUUCAAUGGAGCAGAUGCCAGUCAUCCCGGAAUCGUAUUAAUGACGAGAGUUGACUGUGCAUUGACGAUAAAUUCUAAUCUUUGUGAUAAGUUCUCUGUGAGGCAUUACCCCAUGCUUCUCUGGGGCCCUCCUAAGAAGUUUGUUGGUAGUGGUUGGGAUCCAAAACAAGAAAAUAGUGAAAUACGCUCCAUUGAAAAUGGACGCACAGCUGAUAUCUUGCUAGGCUGGAUCAACAAACAACUGGGAAGCUCAUAUGGCUUCGAUGAUGGGAAGUAUGAGAAUGAGCAUCUUCAGAGGAACUUUUCGGAUCCUGCUCAGAUUGCCAAAGCUAUAUAUGACGUUGAGGAGGCAACAUCUACUGUCUUUGGCAUUAUUCUAGACCUCAAAAUGAUUAAAUCGGGGACGAGGGCCUCACUUAUAAAAUUCCUUCAACUUUUGGUGGCUCAUCAUCCUUCGAAGAGGUGCCGGAAGGGAAGUGCAGAUAUACUGGUUGACUUUGAUAAUCUGUGUCCAUCAGAUAUAUUAUCAGCGAAUAACGAGGAGACUGACAGUUGUAGCAAAAAGGGCGCACUGGGAAAUUACCAAAUUUGUGGGAAAGAGGUUCCUCGUGGGUAUUGGAUGUAUUGUCGUGGCAGCAAGAAUGAUACCAGAGGUUUCAGUUGCGGUUUGUGGGUGUUGUUACACUCACUCUCUGUCAGAGUUGAGGAUGGGGAAAGUAACUUAGCAUUCAGAACCACAUGUGAUUUUAUUCACAACUUUUUCAUCUGUGAGGAAUGUAGACAACACUUUUAUGACAUGUGUUCAAGUGUAUCUAGUCCUUUCAAGAAAGCGCGUGAUUUUGCCCUCUGGUUAUGGAGUGCUCACAACAAAGUUAAUGAGAGACUAAUGAAGGAUGAAGCAUCACUAGGAACAGGUGAUCCUGAAUUUCCAAAAGUUAUUUGGCCUACAAAGCAGCUUUGUCCAUCAUGCUAUCUCAACCCAGACAAAACGAGCAAUGAAAAUAGUAAGAUUGAUUGGAAAGAGGACGAGGUCUUUAAGUUUCUGGUUAGUUACUACGGGAAAGAGCUAGUGAAUCUCUACAAGGACAAAGAACUGCAAGCACGUGGUGGGACCGAAAAAGCAGUUACCGAGGAGUUGGUAGCCUCAACAAAUGCAGUUGUGGUUCCAUUGGGAGCUGCACUGGCAAUUGCAGGUGCAAGCUGUGCAUUUGGAGCGCUAGCUUGCUUUUGGCGUUCUCAGCAAAAGAAUCGGAAGUAUAAAUAUCUCUACUCUUUGAAGAAUAUAUGACUUUUACUUAUGACAUCAUUCAAGUUGGUAUAGAAAAUCCAAUAUAAUUUUGAAGCAAAAAUUGAAAGUUGAAAGAAUUUUUAAGAGGUGGAAAGGAUAAUGGAGUUUGCGAUCAUUGGAGGUUGACAUUCUUGUUGUCUUAUUUUUCUCUUACGCUAACAUUUUCAGGCCAAGGAGGAGCUGGAACUGAGUGUGUUAAAUGGGACAGAUCUACACAUGGUGUAUAUUACAGAAACAAGUCAAACGAGGCUCGAUGUAGGAAACAAACUGAGAGGACUCUAAUGUGGAUCUCUACUGCUAGAGAUUUUAAAUACAUCUUUUUCAUUUUUCCCUAAUGGAGUGUACAGAUCUACUUGUAACAGAAAAAGAUGUUAUUUUGAGAACCUGCAUUUUGCUCCCUCAGCUAUUCCUUCCAUCUGGUCUUGGAUUCUUGAUUUUAUAGGUGGAGAAAUAUGCUAGAAUUUAAAUGUUGCCGGUUAUGAAUUGAGAAUGGUAGAUUCUAAAAUGUAUAUUUAACUUCAUAUAUU